Molecule: messenger RNA, 599 nt
Organism: Oryctolagus cuniculus (rabbit)
Lineage: Eukaryota; Metazoa; Chordata; Mammalia; Lagomorpha; Leporidae
Source: RefSeq, a predicted model, not a curated record
UAAGGGGCCCCGCCCCCCUCCCCAUAAAAAGCCAGGGUGCGGUGGGGCAGCCACAGCUGGCACCCAGCCUCCAGAGCACCAGCGCCGCAUUGGCACACACUAUGGCAACCGAAGUGCAAGUCCUGCUCUCGCCGCUGAAAGGGGGGCAUCCUCCUGCAGUGAAGGCUGGAGGAAAGCGAAUUUCCAAAAAACAAGACACUGGAGUCUUGGAGAGACAAAGCAAAAAAUCCGGAUUAGAGAAGACAAGUGCCAUUGCAAAUGCUGCCAAAAUACAGACGCUGGAUGUGCUGAAUGACACUCUGGACAAGGUGAGCCAUAGCUCAACCAUAAAUUUCCGGCAACAGUGCACACGGCACAUCAAAAACCCACACCUGCUCUGGAGAAGGUCGCUCCGCUGAAAAGGAUCUACAUUAUUCAGCAGCCUCGGAAAUGUUAAGCCAGCACGUAAAACCCAGCCGUCUGGCUGACUGCCUGCAGCAUCUGACGGCUUAGAAAAAGGAUCAACACUUCCCAUAGGCCUGGUGCACUUGCUUGGUAAAUAAAACAGCUUUUGUAUGCUCCCUUUUGACUUUAGAUAAUAAAGCACCCAAAACUGCAAA